AUGUCGUCUUCUUUAGCACCUAAAAUAUUGUCAAUGCGUUUGGAUCAAUUGGAUGUAUUGAUUCCUCAAACCGAGAAUGAAUUACAGCAAUCAUUGGAAGAACUUAGUAAAAUAAAUAAUAAAAUUGAUGGUCUUAAACAAACAUUAAACAAAUAUAAAGAAGAAGAAGUUGAUGUAUCUGUACAAUUCGCCGAUUUAAAUAAAGAAAAAGAAAAAACAGAAAAAUCUCGUUUAAGCGGAUUAACUACAAAAAUUGUUCGAGCAGAAGUAACAUUUGAUGAAUUAAAUCAUGGUUUCACGAAAAAACAUCAAUAUUAUGAAGCUAAAUUUGCCGAAUUAAAUGAGGUAAUUAAAAAACAUGAACAAAACUUAAAUCAAAAUAAAUCUGAACAAAAUCAGAUAAUGGAAAGUUUAGUCGAUGUUAAUGAAAAGGAAAAAGAAAAGAAAAAAAUACAUUUAUAUCAAUUAGCUGCAUUAAUUCUUCAAAAGGAAGAAGAUUUAAAGAAAUUGCAUGAUAAUAUUGCCAAAAUUGAUAAACGUGAUGGAGAAAAUAUUUGUAAAAUCAAAAACAAAAUUAUUGAUCUUGAAAAACAAUUACGUGAACAUAAAAAUGAAGAAAAUCAUCUAUUAGAAAAUUUAACAGAUGUAAAAGAAAAAACCGAAAAUGAAAAGAAAAAAUUUCGUUUUUAUCAAUUACUCGUGUUGAUUCAACAAGGUGAAAGAAAAUUGCAAAAAUUAUCGAAUGAUAUUAUCGAAAUGAACCAAAAUAAAUCGGUAAUACCUAAACAAAUGAAUAUCAAUAUUAAUGAUGUUCGAACAAAACUCAACAAGUAUAAAGAAGAACAAAAUGAUUUAUAUAAAUCAUUAGAUAAUGAAGAUAAAGCAAAAGAAGAAGAAAAGCAAAUAUGUCGUUUAUACGAAUUAGCUACAUGGAUUGGUCUAGAAGAAACAACAUUGAAAGAAUUACGUUACGAUUGGACCAAAAUGAAACAAUAUCAUCAAGCUAAAAUUGACAAAUUGCAUCCAAUAAUUACGAAUCAUCAAAGUCAAUUACGACAACUUAAAUAUGAACAAAGUAAUAUGACUUUGAUCAUUAGAAAAAAAAUUUAG
Messenger RNA from Rotaria sp. Silwood1, 1110 nucleotides. The record is from the annotation of a GenBank genome assembly. Lineage: Eukaryota; Metazoa; Rotifera; Eurotatoria; Philodinida; Philodinidae.